UGGGACAUUUCCAUAAUUCAGUAGGGUUCCAUGCUCUUGAUUCACCUGUAUUGGAAGCUCAAUCUCUUAAUUAUAUUAGUCUUCCUCUGUUUAUUGACAACUUCAUUCUUCUAGUGGAGAGAUGCAGUGGGUAUGAGGUUACCUACUCCAGGUUUCUGCUAGUGUAUCCAACAGCACAAACUGACUGUGUGCACUCCAUCAAUAUUUAAUGAUUUUCUUUUUCUAGAUACAGAUUAUGGAGAAAGCGGAAGGGAGAAAUCAAACGCCCAUCGUGGAAUUCAUCCUCUUAGGAUUUGGGAAUGCCCCUGAACUUCAGCCCCUUCUCUUCCUCGUGUUUCUAGUGAUCUACAUUGUGACUGUUGCAGGGAACAUCCUUAUUAUUGCGCUGGUUGUGACUGAUCAGCACCUUCACAUCCCCAUGUACUUCUUACUGGGGAACUUGUCCUGCUUGGAGACCUGUUACACCUCAACCAUCCUGCCCAGGCUGCUGGCCAGUCUCCUGACUGGGGACAGAUCCAUUUCUGUUAAGGGCUGCAUUCUGCAAUUAUACUUAUUUGGUGUCAUGUCAUCUACAGAAUGUUUGCUGCUCACGGCGAUGUCUUAUGAUCGGUAUGUAGCGAUAUGCAAUCCACUCCGUUAUGCUGCUCUGAUGAAUGGCAGGGUUUGUUUCCAGCUAGUGGCAGGGUCCUGGAUAAGUAGCCUUGUGGGCUGUGCCAUAGCACAUAUUUUCUUGUUCCGAUUAACGUUCUGUAAUUCGAAAGAAAUUGAUCAUUUCUUUUGUGAUUUUUCACCCAUCAUAAAGCUGUCCUGUGAUGAAACCCAGACACUUCAACUGGUAACAUUUAUUGUCUCUGCCAUAGGGACACUUGUGCCCUGUCUAUUGACUCUGACAUCCUACAUUUGUAUCAUCACCACCAUCCUGAGAAUCCCUUCCACCACAGGGAGGCAAAAGGCCUUUUCCACCUGCUCCUCUCACCUCAUUGUGGUUUCACUUUUCUAUGGGACACUGAUUACUGUCUAUGUGGCUCCAACAGCUAACACUCCCAAGGUCCUACACAAACUAUUCUCAGUCUUCUACACAGUCCUGACUCACAUGAUGAAUCCUGUCAUCUACACCCUGAGAAACAAAGAGGUCAAUGAGUCCCUGAGAAAAGCUAUUCUUAAACUGAUUGUUUUCAGAAAAGGCAUAGACUCUUAAAGGACAAAUUUUACCAUGUAAAAAAACAGA
Dermochelys coriacea (leatherback sea turtle) is the source of this 1228-nucleotide messenger RNA. RefSeq names its product olfactory receptor 5V1. The transcript has a single exon. Gene Ontology annotation, molecular function: olfactory receptor activity; G protein-coupled receptor activity. Bases 236 to 1198 code for a protein of 320 amino acids. Gene Ontology annotation, cellular component: membrane. The record is from RefSeq and is a predicted model, not a curated record. Gene Ontology annotation, biological process: G protein-coupled receptor signaling pathway. NCBI's taxonomy places the organism in Eukaryota, Metazoa, Chordata, Testudines, Dermochelyidae.